GAGCCGGCCGGGGGAGCCCCGGCCCCGCCGGCCCCGGGCAGGGGCAGCGGGAGGAGGGGCCGCCGGGCCGGGCCCCGCGCGGGGCAGCAAGAUGUAAGGACUGACAAUGGCACCGAAUGAACGCUGCCUUCAAGCCUCCUUCCUAUAAGUGAUAGGACCAAACAAGGCGGUGUGAUGAACAUGCCACUGCAUCAGAUCUCUGUCAUUCCAGCUCAGGAUGUUACCUCUUCCAGAAUCUCCAGGAGCAAGACCAAAGAAAAAGAGGAACAGAGUGAGAAAGCUUUGGGGCAUUCUGUCAGCCGUUCUAGUAACAUCUCAAAGGCUGGAAGUCCAACCUCUAUCUCUGCUCCUCAUAGUUUCUCUCGGACUUCUGUUACACCAUCCAAUCAGGACAUCUGCAGUUCCAGUGCAGUGUUUUCUGAAUGUUGUCAUCACAGUCCAGUGCAGUCUGCUGUUGUCUUGAAAAAUCCUCACUGCCAGAGCUCUCUGACACAAGGGUUCACUGUGACAGUAAUCUGUCAGGAUACAUUACAUGCAGCAAAGAGAAACUCUCAUGGGCAGGAUUGGGUCCAGGCACUCAGUUCUACCAAGAAUAUAAAGCCCACCUGCACUCUGAAAUUCUCCAAAUCCCUCAAUGACGUGGACCAGAAGGCACAGAGCACCAGUGAGUGCUUUGACUACGUGGAGCGAACAUGCUCAGAAGGCAAAUUGACUCCAACUCAAGAGCAGUGCUUAAGGAUUAACAAAUUUCAUCUUAAAGAAAGGAAAUCGCUGAAUCUCAGGCCUCUUUCUUUUAGCAGUUCUAAACAUUCCUACAUCCCUUCCCUUUCCAACCACUCGAAUGCAUCAGGAGGAGCAGAGAACCACAGCACUGUACAUAUCCCCUUGCUGGAGGACAAGGUCGACCAUGACACCUCAAGAAGCAAAAAACUGCUGCGCUACCUUUUUUCCUUCUCCCACACUUCCAGCGCCAGCAGCCUGCAUAAGUUCCUCGAACUGGAGAGCUAUUCCAGUCACUCUCAAGCUGAGAAAUCCUCCAGUAUGCUGGUGGAAAGCACAGACUUCUGCUCUGAUGAUAUGGGAGAUGAUGACGUCUUUGAGGACAGCACCUCAGUGAAACUGAAAACAAAAGAGCAGCGGGCGCCACUCUGUUCAGUUGAGAAGGACAGUGACCUUGAUUGUCCUUCCCCCCUCUCAGAAAAAUUCCCCCCUCUCUCCCCUGUGUCUACAUCGGGGGAUACCUGCAGGAUAUGUCACUGUGAAGGAGAUGAUGAGAGCCCUUUGAUUACCCCCUGUCACUGCACGGGGAGUCUUCAUUUUGUGCACCAAGCUUGCCUGCAGCAAUGGAUCAAGAGCUCAGAUACGCGAUGCUGUGAACUUUGCAAGUAUGAGUUCAUCAUGGAGACAAAACUGAAGCCUUUGCGGAAGUGGGAGAAGCUGCAGAUGACAGCCAGUGAGAGGAGGAAGAUCAUGUGCUCUGUGACAUUCCAUAUCAUUGCCAUCACCUGUGUUGUGUGGUCGCUGUAUGUCCUGAUAGACAGGACUGCUGAGGAGAUAAAGCAGGGACAGACUACUGGGAUUCUAGAGUGGCCAUUUUGGACUAAGUUGGUGGUUGUGGCUAUUGGUUUCACUGGCGGACUUCUGUUCAUGUAUGUACAAUGCAAAGUGUACGUACAGCUAUGGAAGAGACUUAAAGCUUAUAACCGAGUAAUAUAUGUACAAAACUGUCCAGAAACUAGCAAAAAGAAUAUUUUUGAAAAACCUGCACUAAUGGAGCCAAACUUUGAAAGUAAAGAAAUGCUUGGGGUUCACCAUUCAGAUACAAACUCUUCACAUUACACAGAGCCAGAAGACUGUGCUGCAGAAAUCCUUCACGUCUGAUUGCUGGGUGAAAGGGGUGUUUCUGUAUGUCCUUGAGGAUUUAAAAUAUCAUUGUUUACUGAAAACUUCUCUACCUUUUUAAAAUCAGCUAACAGCUGUCAGAUGAAUUUUUUUACAUUUGUGUUUUGUUGGAAUUUUUUAAAUCCCCUUGGCGUAUCUGUCAGUAUGUUAUCAUGGUUGCAUACCUCUCAACAUUUUGUCUGUUGGACUGACUGAUCAAAGAGCCACAAGAUACCAGAUAGAAUGAGUCUUGGUUUUGGUAUCAAGCAAGCCACUAGCGAACUGUCAUCAACUCUACGGACUCUGUUACUUUAGAAGGUGACUCAAAAUGAAUCUAGAAUAUGUGUUGUCUUUUGUUUUUGUUUUUGUUUUUUCUUUAGCACAACAAAGGAGGUUGCCCCAGACGUGGAGGGAAAUGAGAGACUAGAAUCUAACCUACUGCUAACACUGCCACUAACAUUUUGUCUUAGGCAGCAGAUGUAAAAUUAUGCUUUACAUAUUGUGGUGAGACUUACAAAGCAUAUAGCACUUUUUAAAACCUUUAAUUUGUAAUAUGUAUGUCCAUUGAAAGUGAAACUUGAAAGAAUGUGUCAUUUUCAAAACAUUUCUUCAUUCUUUACCCCAUCAAUUCUACUGGUACAUAAACCUCUUGCCUUAUAUAUAUAAAAAAAAAAAUUAAAAAAAAUUCAACAAGUUAUUUCCAACACAUGCCCGCAUUAUCUUACUAAGCAUAACACUAACAAUUCUGCCUCUUUGAGUUUACUUUAAGGAGCAAUUCUUUCAAAGGAUAUUGCACUUGUGACUUGUAUAUGGAGAGUAGUGGAUGUGUACAGUGUCUGUUUUCAAUGCAUAAUGGUUUCAGUGCUCUGUUGUGGGGACUGGUUUUGCCUUUUUUUUUUUUUUUUUUUUUUUUUUUUUAAGGUCUGUUAUACCAUCAAAAGACCUGAACAAGUAUAUCUGAUGUAACUUUCAUUCUAAACCAUUGACAAAGGGUUUGAUGCUACAUUGGUAAAAAUGUGAGCUGUUACGGAAAAGUUUAUUAGUCAAUACAGCUGAAAUUGGUUUCCCUUCUUUAAUGUUGUGUCAUGUGUGAAUUACCCAGGAAUUUGUUGUUGUGAGAUAAGGUGUUGAGAACAAAGUCUAGGAAGUAAAUAUUGCAUUAAGUAGAUGAAUUUAAAAUGACCUGCUUGUUUUCAGUCCUCAUGGUGAUGUAUUACAUAGUCAGAGAAUAAUGUGGUCUGUUGUUUUGAAUUUGGCUUUUUAAACUUGCUACCCUAAUGAGAAAAGGGACAGUUAAAAUCAAUUUCAAGAGGUUUAGACAGAGUUGCCUGAAGACUGGGAUGUCUGUUGUUACUCACUUAACCAAUCUGCUUUGCUGAACCAAUGACUAGGUUCAAGCCCUCCUUUAGCUAGCAUCUGCUGUCAGUGUGACUGGAAUGGAAACGAAGCCCCAGUAAAAGUCAACAGAUAAAGCCUCUGGCUAUGAAAACUACACUUAUGAAAACUUUCCCCACUGAAGCCCUGUCUAACAGAAAGCAAAAUUAGUGAUAAUCUAUUUGGUCUUAGUAGGAGUUGCCUGGACAUCUCAGUUAGUUAAAAGCUUUUGUUACUUUUUGAGAUACUGAGCUAAGUCCAACGGUCCAGUUCAGGUCUUACUUAGUUCUUUUUCAAAUACAAUGUUCAUUGAGAAGAGAUUUGUAUAAUAAAAACUGUUGCUUUGACUUAUCCCCAAGAAGAACAGCAAGAGAUCAGUGAAUUUUCCUUAAAAUGUGAUAUUAAUUUAUUUCUAGGUUAAUGUCUGUUUUAAAAAUCGGUGACUUUCUUAAGUUGCAGAGAGGGAACUAGGCUAAGAGAAUGCACACUAGUGGUUUCUAAGAGCUGUUAGAGGAAAAGUAUGUAUGUGCGUGUGAGAGAGAGAGAUCAUGCUUGAAGCUUACUGGCUGUGAUCUUCAUGAACAACAUGGUGGCUUGUUCUGGAGAUGUUUGAAAAACCCCAGAUCUCUAAACAGUCCUAGCAAAACUGCACUUGCUUGGGCUUGUGUGUUGUGCUAGUUGUCAGGAUGCCCCGUAUGUAUGCUAUAUAAGCAGACAAAUCCUGUAUACCCUGCUAGUAUCUGGGCAGCAGUCUUCAUGACAGUGUGCAUGUAGAGAUUGUUGCGUAUGCCAUAAUUCAAAGUGCAAUUACUGAGGCCCUUCCCGGAACUCUGCUGUGAUUGAUCCUGUUCUAUUAUUAGAACCCAGAUAAUAAUACAGUCUUUUUUUGAUUUUUUUUUUGUUGUUGUUGUUCUGUGAAAAAGUUCACUGGAUAAACUCAGGUGAGUUAAAUAUCAGGUCUUAUGCCUUCAUCAUGUUCUUCUGAAGUGCCCAUGUGUGCCACUCUUACGCAUCUGCAAGAUGCUUGUGUUACACCUGUAAGAUGCAGAGAAGCAGCUGCUGACUGGUGUUGUGUGAAUUCUCAUCUGAUCUGUGCCAGUAGAUGAAAUGAAAAUGGACAACUUCUGAUACAAAACCUGUUCUUCAGCUCACAUGUGAGAGGUGCUGGUGUCUAUGACUGGUGUUCUGAUGAGUGUCAAUAUGAUGUACAGUUACAUGCUGUCCUGUUUCAAUCACUGUCAUCAGUGAUUCUUGGUGAAACAUUGUGAAAUCUUGUUUGGCAUUUUGGAAGAUUAGCGUGGCAUACUCUAGUUAGUGUUGAGCACAUUCAGGUUACUGAUGGCUUUUGCUGUGCCCUUGUGGAUCUUGGGAAGGAAAAUCAUCUCCAAUGAAACUGUCUGGAGAAAAAAAAGCAGUAGAUGAAACUAUUUCAGUCAGUGCUGCCUUUAACCACUCCCUUUUCCCAGUGCAUCUUUUCUGAAUGAAAAUAAGACCUAGUAUUUCAACUCUUUAUAUCUCUUAGAACUGCUUAUAUCAGUAAGGGCUGCAGAACAGAUCCCUCUGUUGGGUACUGUCAUUGAUUUUUGCUUAUGCUGGUGACACAUUCCUGUUGCUUUUUGCUUGGUGUUAACAGAGGGCUUCUGGAGCUGUGGUUCUCUACUUAUGCGUGGUGCCAUCAAAUAGUGUAAGAAGGCUGAAUGGUGCUUUUUCCUUCUAUAUCCUGAAGGAUAUUCUGUUGAUCUGUUUUCAGCUUCUUGCUGCAAGGCAUUGAUGCUAGCUCAGGUGAGCUCCGUCCUUCCCACCUGGCCACCAGCACUGGCUGUGACCAUUCCUCAGCAGGCCAGCCAUUCCCAACCCUUCUCUUGGCAACUUUUCAAGUGGCUUGAGUAAAAGUCUGACCUCUUUUGGCGAUGGUUCCAUGGCCAAAGUCUGUCAGGUUCACCAAGACUUCUGGGACACCAGCGGGAAUUUAAGCUUAAUAUCAUUUGCCACAACCAUUCCUUGGAUUGCCAGGGAACUUUACUGAUUUGCCCCAUGGAAAUAAAUGCUCUAGGCAGCAGACCAAACUCCCCUUCCAUUGACAUAGUAAAGUCCUGUCCAAAAACACACAGACUGUACCAAUAAAAUUUUCCUGCUGCAUCAUAUUCAGUUUAUCUGCCAGUUAAUGAACAUGCAUUAUGUUAGAAGUGCAGGCAAGUGCUGCAAAAGGUCGAUCCACUUUAAGAGAUCAUGAUAUAAUAAAUUCCUAUAAAAUCUCAGGAUUUUCUUCAACUAUAACGUUGAAUUUGGGUUUUGAAGUCUUGUCUUGUGUUCUGAAGAGAUCGGCCAGACCUGGAGACUGCUUCCUGUCAUUGAUUGGAUGGCUUUCAGGUUGACUUUGCUUCAGCGUGGGGAAUUCAGCAAAGGUUACACAGAGCCUGCCAGGGUUGAAGUGUUGGGACUGUGCUGCAGCAGGACAAGUCCUGCGAAAGAGUAGUAACUGCCUUCCAACCCGCCUACAGCUGAUGCUACCGUACGGAUGAGGCUGUCGAUGCCACUUGACCUCCCACCUGAGGAAGGGGUCAGGCUCCCUGUGCUGCCCUUCAGAAACUCUCGCAGUGAGCAGGUGGUAUGGAUGUGACCAUGCGUGGGAGCUGGUUCCUAUAGUCCUGUGCUCGGCCGGAUAAACAUCUAUUACAAAGCGGGAGCCGGCUCUGCAAUUCCUGUAGAGCUGAGGAGUGUUACGUAUUUCAGGUGUAGUCUGCUGUGGUCAGCAUUGAAAGGGAGGUCUGUCGUUGCAUGUUGGGUCCCUCUCAGAUAUGGGCGAAACAGGGCAAAUACAAACGCAAAGACGUUGCUGGCUGGAUUUUCACAGGAUUAUCCUAGUUAUGCAAAGAAAACUUCUAAACAGGACUUUUUAUUUUGUGAUUAUUUUUUAGUUUUGAGAUAUUGAGAUGUCUGUAUAUUCCAAUGAAGUACUGAAAGCACUUGUCUUUGUAUAGGAGAUAACUGUUUAAAAAAUUGCAGCUGAUCUUAUAUUUAGGUAAAACAUUUGUAGAUAGGUAAUUGUAUAAUGUUAAACAAUUUUACACUGGCAUGUGUUGUAUAGUUUAUACAAGACACUUCUGCAGAAUUUUUUAGUUAGUAAAUUUCUAGUAACAUAAAUGUAUAGUUUUUGUAUCCUUUCAUGUAUGUUCAUUUCUCGGUAUUACCACUUGCAGAAUAAUUUUUAGUUUCUUAAACUGUAAUUGGUUAUUUGUCCGUGGUUCAAAGGGUUACUGACU
This is a messenger RNA of Rhea pennata, 6518 nucleotides long. It is a transcript of the gene MARCHF8, whose product is annotated as membrane associated ring-CH-type finger 8. Gene Ontology annotation, biological process: immune response; antigen processing and presentation of peptide antigen via MHC class II; protein polyubiquitination. Gene Ontology annotation, molecular function: MHC protein binding; ubiquitin protein ligase activity; zinc ion binding. NCBI's taxonomy places the organism in Eukaryota, Metazoa, Chordata, Aves, Rheiformes, Rheidae. The record is from RefSeq and is a predicted model, not a curated record. The transcript is spliced from 8 exons. Bases 175 to 1881 code for a protein of 568 amino acids. Gene Ontology annotation, cellular component: early endosome membrane; late endosome membrane; cytoplasm.